GCACAGUUGGUAGAGUCCAAUGUCCUCUGCUUGGUGAAUGAAGCACUGAAGGCCACGACUCGGUGUAAACACAAGGAACCAUGGUUAACUUUUUAUCAUUUGCCCGGGAACAUUGGGCGAACAUCUUGGUGCCCAUGGGCUUUGUGAUUGGAUGGUACCUUGACAAGCAACAGGACCAGAAGCUGACAGCUUUCAGGAACAAAAGUGCUUUGUACAGCAGGGAGUUGAAGCCUGGUGAGGAGUUGACCUGGAAGUAGACGACCCCUACCUGUCAAUGUCACCUUUCAUCUGUGGUGUGACUGAUGGUGGUCCUCAAAUCAGAAUAUUUAAAAAGACUCCUGUAUCUGUUUUUGUGUUGGGUCAACCAGUAAUCUUUAAUAUUUUGAGUUGUAUCAACCGAUAAUAAACAUGCCCUUUCUCAUCAAAA
Morone saxatilis (striped sea-bass) is the source of this 427-nucleotide messenger RNA. RefSeq names its product NADH dehydrogenase [ubiquinone] 1 beta subcomplex subunit 1-like. The coding region runs from base 81 to 257 and encodes 58 amino acids. The transcript is spliced from 3 exons. The record is from RefSeq and is a predicted model, not a curated record. NCBI's taxonomy places the organism in Eukaryota, Metazoa, Chordata, Actinopteri, Moronidae. Gene Ontology annotation, cellular component: mitochondrion.